AACUCUUCUUAACAGAAACAUAAAGUUAGAAUCCGUCAAAGAAUCUUGUGAGUAUUCACAUACGAGAACCUUGUCGCCUUCUACAUCUCACUACGGAGUAUCAUCUCCUGCAUUAGUCAAGAUCCUUGUCAGCCAGUCAUAUGCAAGUACAACGCCUCCUAGGCUAUGCAGCAGCAUCCUUGCCAUGGGUGUGCUCGCCAAUCUGCUCGCCAAUCGCACAUGAAAGGGAAAUUACUAUGUAGGGGAUUGGCCAAGUCAACAGCAAUCAGCCUUGCUCUGCCUCAGUAGCACUGCGAUCCCGAAGCGUCCGAGCUGAACCUGAAACGGCGUUCCUCAUCGAUAGAGGGCAGGGAUUCCCGAAGUUCAACGUUAUUUGGUUGAUAUCACCUCGUAUACGGGCCUCAGUCAAAGCCGGCCUGCCUGUCCUGGGUAUCCACCUGGGUAGAUUUCCAUUUGGCGUUCCCGCAUGCAGAGUCGUUUACGGUGAGUAGCAUAAAAAGGGGAGUCCCCCCUCUAGAUGCUUCUGUUCAUCAUGUUCCUGAAUCCCACGAUGAACGCCACGCAGUGCCGCGAAAACACCCAAGCUCUGUCGGUCGCCGAUGUGGCGGCGAAUGGGGUCCUCAGCGAUUUCCUUGUCGGGGUUGUCCUCGUUGUCCUGCAUCUACUCCCACCUCUCCAUGUGCUUGAAAAUAUGGAGAGGCGCCUUGGCGAAACGUCGCUGCCGCUCUUCCAAACCGCAGCAAUUCUCGGUCUAUCCUGGAACGUAGCAAGUGUAUACCUGCUCGCGUCCAGCCCUCGAACAAACCAUAGUGCGGAGGCGACUUGGUUAACCUCAAGUUCGUCCUUGUCGAUCGGCUUCGGGGCCUUACACACACGCUGGACCCACAAACGUCCUGAAUGGACGUGGCUUGUGGUGUUCUUUGUCUCCUUUCCCCUGUGUGCAGGGGUGAACGUGCUGGCCGCCCGCCGAGUCUUUGGCGAGGAAAUCCCGGUUGAGAGUUGCCUCAAAUUCUUUCAAGACUAUCGAGAAGCAAUACGGCACACGUUCAUAGUACACUCUGUUUUGUUCUGGGCAAGCUCUUUCGUCAUGCUGUUUCUCCUGCUUUUAAGGCCGGUUGUGGACGGCAACACCAGACAUCGGGACGCGGACGUUGACACCGAACAUCAGAACACUAAGCGCAAUACCAACAAGGGUAUCCGAGCUUGGGGACGUUGGUGGGCAUGGACCAUCCUUGCCAUCUUCUCUUUGCAACUCGUCCUCUUCAUCUUGAUCUUUCACCACUUCGUACCCGAACAGGUCCUGCGAAAAGAGGCGGGGGGCCAGCUCGACGAAGGCAAGAUGACGUUCGGGCAGAUCCUCACCAUAUUCAUGUGGGCUUCCGUCCUCGUCGAUGUCGCUUCGAAAGAUCGAGCGGGCACGCGAAUGUCUUGACCAAAUUUGCGAAACGCAUCAUCUGGGGGACAAUACUCGCUCAUGAUUCAUCAAGAAGGGGGAAGCUGGGGCAUUGCUGACCACGCCCAGACGAGUUUUUGGCACAUCUCGAAGGUGGAAGACUGAUCAUUGCGAGGGUAUCCGUGGGUAUCCUAUCCCGGCGAGGGCGGAAGGAGGGAAAGAAACAUUUCGGAAUCUUACAGUUGAGAUAUGUUGGCUACACACCUGUACAAUUAC
Molecule: messenger RNA, 1669 nt
Organism: Exophiala xenobiotica
Lineage: Eukaryota; Fungi; Ascomycota; Eurotiomycetes; Chaetothyriales; Herpotrichiellaceae
Exons: 2
Coding region: 518-1432 (304 amino acids)
Source: RefSeq, a predicted model, not a curated record